Molecule: messenger RNA, 1737 nt
Organism: Pseudomyrmex gracilis
Lineage: Eukaryota; Metazoa; Arthropoda; Insecta; Hymenoptera; Formicidae
Product: ATP-dependent DNA helicase PIF1-like
Exons: 5
Biological process (GO): telomere maintenance; DNA repair
Molecular function (GO): DNA helicase activity
Source: RefSeq, a predicted model, not a curated record
AUGGGAACAGUUAUGAACAAAAAUAUGCCUCAAAGACAAAUGGUGCAAAAGGUCAAAGACAAUCGUUAUCCAGAUAGACCGAAAGAAUUGAAAAGCGUGUCUCUUUAUGAGUUCGCACAGUGGUACGACAUCACAAAGAGUAAACCGAAAAAUAAGAAUGUCGAAUAUUACAAAUUAGAUAAUGAAUCAUUUCACAAAGUAAAAUUACAUCCAAUAGAAGCAUUGCAAUAUCAUGAAAAAAUAGAAGAAUUACAAAAAGCUUUUGAAACUGCAAAACAGUUGGUUCAAGAAUAUGAUGAUAAAUUAGAGAAACAAGAUGUAGAUGAUCCAGAAAAUCCAAUAGGUAUUCAAAACAUAGAAGCUGGUGAAGCAAUCGGAGAAGGUGGCGCUGGAAAAAGUUUCCUAAUUAAAACCAUCAAAUGUUGGAUAAAACAAACUCUCAACAAGGAUACUGCUGUAGCAGCUCCUACUAGUAUUGCAGCGUUUAAUAUAGAUGGUUUAACAGUUCACAGAUUACUUCAAUUGCCUGUUGAACACGGUUUUACUCNAAAAUAUAAACAGUUAUCUGAUCAUGUAUUAAAAGUUUUACGAGCAGAAUUAAAAGAUGUUAUUCCCAAUAUAAUCGAUGAAGUGUCAAUGAUAUCUAAUUUGACUUUAAUGUAUAUACAUCUUUAGUUGUCUCAAAUAUUCGAUACUACUGANUGUGAUGACGGUUGGUUCGGUCGAAAGCAUAUUCUUCUACUUAGAGACUUGCUUUAAUUACCUCCUAUACACGAUAAUCCAGCUUUUAUACGCUUAUCAAAGGAAACAGUUAAUACAUAUCUUGGAUCUAUUGAAGCUAUUAACCUAUGGAUUACAUUGUUUGACUAUGAUGAACUGACAAUCAAUAUGCGACAGNAAGGAGAUAACACUUAUCGUGAAUUACUGUCAAGAAUUCGUAUUGGUUUAGUGACUCCGUCUGAUUGUGAGAUUCUUUCAAAAAGAAAAAUAGUUAAUGCGGCAAUGUUAAAUUGUAUUAAGGAGAAAGAAAUGAUAUUAAUUGCGGAGGAUACGAUAGAAUGUACUCCGUUUGUGAAAAAGAAAGUCUUAAAAGUACUGUCGGCUAUAGAAGAUGAUAAUUCUAGAACAGCCGGACUUUUGAAAAGAAUUAUUAUAAAAGUCGGAGCAAAGAUUAUGAUAAGACGUAAUAUUGAUGCUAGCUUAGGACUUGUAAAUGGUACAAUAGGUAUAGCGGUUUUGGUUAUUGGAAAUAUUUCGAAUAAUGAAUAUAUAGAAAAAAUAAAACUUCGCUUGUCAUCAGGUUUAGAAUUUUCAAUAGAAAAAGUAAAUGUCAAGUUUCAGGUGAUGGAAAAAGCUUAUGUUAUUAGAAAACAAUUUCCAUUGUCUUUGAGUUACGGAAUCACUAUUCAUAAAAGUCAAGGAUUGAGUUUGUCUAAUGCUAUUAUGGACAUAGGUACUUCGAUAUUUAGUCCUGGUCAAAUUUACGUUGCAUUGUCACGAGUAACAUCUCUAGAAGGACUGCGUUUAAUUAAUUUUGAUCNUUCAUCUGUAAAAGCGAGUGAAGAAGCUAUUAUUGAAUACAACAGGUUAAAACAACUUCAUAAAUCAGAAGCAAAAAUGAUUGCUGUUUUAAAACAGAAAAUUUGUAAAGUAAAAGAUACCCCUUGGACAAUAUCAAAAGUAAUCGCUUCUGUACAACAGGAACCACAUGAAAUUAUUCAAACAAAUGAUGCUUGA